CUACUUGUUUAUAUGAAAAAUAUGCCAUGUGGUUAAAAUAAAAUAGGUUAAAAUUCACAAAAAUAUUUUUAAAAAUGUCAUUUUUUAUUAGAAAUAAACAAAAUAGCGGAGGAAUUAAAAGGAAGUUCAAUCAACAUAUUAAAAAAAAAGGAAAAAAGAAAAAUAUAAAUAAAUCUGUACCUGAUGAUAAUGAAAGUAUUGCGAGUACAGAUGAAGAAAUUGCAGAAGAAAAUCAAAGUAGAAAUGAAGAAUAUGAAAGUGAAGAAGAAGAGGAAACAGCUCAGGAAAAACGUAUAAGACUCGCAAAGCAAUAUCUUGCACAAAUUGAAGAAGAAGAAAAAGAUAGAGCAGAAUUUGAAGAAGGAGCAGUAACAAAAAGAUUACGUGAAGAAUAUUUAGAAGAAAAGGGAAAAUUAAGGAAAACUGUAGCUUCAAAUUAUAUUAAUCAUGGUGAACCUAUUAUUUUAAAAUGUAAAGAACAUAAAAGUUCAAUUACAUGCUUAUGUCUUUCUAGUAAUGGAAGAUUCUUAUAUUCUGGUUCAAAAGAUGGUAGUUUAGUCAAAUGGUCUUUGAAAGAAAGAACAAAAUUAAAAGCUAUAAAAGGAAAAAGAAAAUCACAAGAUGGAAUAAAAUGUGUUCAGUGUUUGGCAAUUAGUACUGAUAAUAAAUUUUUGGUAGUAGGAGAUAAUGGUUCUAAAAAUGUUAUGGUAUUUUGUGGAAAUACAUUAAAUCACAUAAAAAAUUUACAAGGUCAUAGAGGUAAUAUUACUUGUUUAGUUUUUCGUAAAGAGACGCAUACGUUGUAUUCUGGUUCCGAGGAUAGGAGCGUAAAAGUAUGGAAUUUAGAUGAUAUGGCAUAUGUUGAAUCUUUAUUUGGACAUCAAAAUGGUAUUACAUCGAUCGAUGCACUUACACGAGAACGAGCUAUUACCAGUGGUGGUUUCGAUGGCACAAUUCGAAUUUGGAAAAUUGUUGAAGAAUCACAACUUAUAUUCAAUGGACAUGGCAGUAGUAUAGAUACUGUAAAACUUAUAAAUGAAGAACAUUUUUUAAGUUGUGGAGCCGAUGGACAAUUAUGUGUUUGGGGUUGUUUAAAGAAAAAGCCUUUGUGUUCAGUGCUAGAUGCACAUGGAAGAGAUAAAAGUAAUAAUCAACCAAUGUGGAUUUCAAGUAUAGCUACUCUUCUUAAUACAGAUUUAGUUGCAUCAGGAUCACAAAAUGGUGUUAUUAGAUUAUGGCAAUGCGGUGAUUCCUUUAGAUCAUUGAAUCCAUUAUUUGAGAUUGAAUUAACAGGGUUCGUAAAUGCAUUGUGUUUCACUCCAGAUGGAACACAUCUUAUUGCUGGAAUUGGUCAAGAACAUAGACUUGGAAGAUGGUGGCGUAUACCAGAAGCAAAAAAUGUUAUUGUUAUAAUACCAUUAAUUCAAACAAAAAAUAAAUAGUUUAUAAUAUGUAAAAAAAGAUUUGGAGUUGUAAAUUGAAUUUAAAUUUUUAGGUAAAUAUAAAUCAUAUCAUUUUUUUAUAUAUUUAGUCUGAACAAACUUUAUUGUACAUAUAUUAAAAAAUGCAUUGUUUGUUAUUUUAUAAUUUUUUAUAUCUAUUCCUAAUAUGCUAUCUUUGAAUAUCUCGUUCACUGUGAAAUCGAAUCGUAGAUAUGCGAAUGAAAUAAAAGAAAUAUUGGUCCACAGUA
Apis mellifera (honey bee) is the source of this 1690-nucleotide messenger RNA. It is a transcript of the gene U3-55K, whose product is annotated as U3 small nucleolar RNA-interacting protein 2. Gene Ontology annotation, molecular function: snoRNA binding; protein binding. The record is from RefSeq and is a predicted model, not a curated record. Bases 75 to 1442 code for a protein of 455 amino acids. Gene Ontology annotation, cellular component: small-subunit processome. NCBI's taxonomy places the organism in Eukaryota, Metazoa, Arthropoda, Insecta, Hymenoptera, Apidae. The transcript is spliced from 8 exons.